UUCCGGGGAAUGAUCUACUUCUGAGCAGCUGAAAGCAAUCAUUUUAAAUGAAAGCAUUUGUACUACAACUGGUUUUAAUUUACUCUAGUUGUAACUUCUGUCAGCUCAAGGAAAUCACCGUUAUCUAUCAGGUGAAGACUUAGCACAUAAAACUGACGUGUAAUCCACAGUAAAACACAAGACAUAAUGUCUACAUCAAGACAGCCAACAACAUCAAAACUGAGAGAUCUUUGUCUUUCUACAGUUCAGGGCUUCCUUGUCAGGCAAAGACUUAAGUUUCCUAUCUUUUUUGUAUUUAUUUAAAAAAAUGUUUUGACUGCUUUACAGUCUCCAAAUCAGAUUUUCCCCAUCUUUCUUUCUCAAACCCUACAGAACUCUAUGGAAGUGUAGGAAUAACCAAAACACAAUGUACUUGGCUUUCAAAGAGUAGUUGUGAGGUACUCCCCUUCCCUCCCCUGGGUAGGCGAGAACGAAGGAGAACGAACAAGUGACUAUUGUUAUGGUGCAACUUUAAAAGGCUUGGGAAUCAAAGGUGAUGCCUGUUAACAACUUCCUUAUGACUAAUGUGACUUCCUCUAAUAAACUUCUACACUCCUUUCCAGCCCCCACCCCCCACAUGGACUAUUAACCAGGGCGGGCAUUCUCGUCUCUUCAGUCAUGAACCCCACUAGAUGCCAGAGACAGUAUGAUGAUGCCUCGAUUCCAACAAAGAAGUGAGUCCGCGCGAUCUGCUCACACAGGGAUUCCGCGGAAGGAGGUCUGCCCAUGGAUGUUUCGGUAACGCCGUCCUCGCUCCGGAUGCAGAGCCCCGGCGGCUGCACGGAGCUCCGGCUGCCGGCAGGGGUCAGGCUCGCGCCGUCCUCCUGCCGCGGGCUGCGGCACGUGCCCGGGGACGGGCUGCACCUGCGGCUGCAGGCGCGGGCCGAGUGCCGCCCGGAACUGAUUUCAGUGUUUAAUCAAAGAUCACAAGCCCAAGAAUGUUGCACGUUUUAUUGCCAGUCCUGUGGUGAAGUCAUCGUAAGGGACAGGAAGCUCCUGAGAGUGCUCCCCCUGCCAGGCGAUAACUGGGGCGCUCUGGUUGACGAGUGGUGUUGUCAUCCUGACCCCUUUGCUAAUAAGCCACUUCAUCCACGAGAGAAUGACUGUUUCACCGGAGACUGUUUCUACCUGGUGAAUUUAAAGAGUGAUUUGUGGCGGCCAAGACCUAAAGAAGCCCCAGUGGAGACACACCAUCUUUCUUCUGAGAACCAUCUAAAAUUGAAACCAAAGGCAAAUACCAAAGUAAUUUGUAAGCGUUGCAAGGUAAUGUUGGGAGAGACUGUGUCAUCAGAAACCACUAAGUUUUAUAUGACGGAGAUAAUUAUUCUGCCAUCUGAAAGAAAUUUUCCCAUCAUACCAAGGUCUCAGUUUGUACAGAGCAUUAUCGCCCAGUGUAUGGUGGAACUGUCCUCUGCUAGAAGCACUUUUAGAUUCACUAUUCAAGGUCAUGAUGGCAAAGUAUACAUUCUGCUGUGGCUUUUAAACUCAGACAGUUUGGUGAUUGAAUCUUUGGGACAGUCCACAAGCAUCAAAAAAUUCCCUGUGUUGGAAGAUGUAUUGAAGGCCGAUUCCAAUUCCGCCUGGAAUGCAGUCAAGGUCCUCUACCAGCCAUGCAUCAAAAGCCGGAAUGCAGAUUUGUUUCAAAUGCUAAAGGACCAGAGAAUGAUCAACACUGAGUUUUUCGACAACUUCUCGUGUAUUUGUAAGAGGAUCCGCUUCAGUGACAGCUCUCAACUGGUCAUUGUCAACUUCCAACGACCGGCCACUGUGCUCCUUAUCUUCAAGGCUCUCGUCUCCUUUGCAGAACUUUUGAACCACUGCUGCACUGUGUGUUCGUUAGCAGUUCAUGGGCCAAAUGUAUUGUUGAUGUUGUGAGUUGUCUCUGCUGAGUUUACAACCCAUUUUGAACUGGAUUAAAAAAAAAAAAUCUCUCUUGUCUGCUUUUUGUCUAACACCAUUUCUGUAGUCUAAAAUAUAAAAUAAAUAGCAAACAAUGCCAUUAGCCAAAAAUCAUAAAGCAAGAAGUGUUCAUUAAAAUGAUGUAUAACAUAGCCGCAUUUA
Molecule: messenger RNA, 2100 nt
Organism: Dama dama (fallow deer)
Lineage: Eukaryota; Metazoa; Chordata; Mammalia; Artiodactyla; Cervidae
Gene: UBE3D
Product: ubiquitin protein ligase E3D
Exons: 9
Coding region: 766-1914 (382 amino acids)
Biological process (GO): proteasome-mediated ubiquitin-dependent protein catabolic process; protein polyubiquitination; protein monoubiquitination
Cellular component (GO): ubiquitin ligase complex; nucleus; cytosol
Molecular function (GO): ubiquitin protein ligase activity; ubiquitin conjugating enzyme binding; cyclin binding
Source: RefSeq, a predicted model, not a curated record